UGGGGAUGUGAUGAAGGAGGUCUCUGGAACAGGUUGCCAAGGGAGGGCAGCCUGGGAGCAGGGGUACCCACCUCCUCAGGAAGCACCCGACCUCCUGGGCCUGUGGGCAAAGCUAGGUACCCAUGCACAUGCCUGUUGGAAGUGACUGGAGGAGACUGGUGCCUGGGAACAGGAGGCCUGGGCCUCUGUGGGGUGGCGAGGAGUCAGCUAGGCUGGGCAAGGGGAAGGGUCUGGAAGGCUGCAGCCCGGCAGCCCCUGAGGUGGCAGCCUGUUGGGAGUCCUUGGCACAGCUGAGGUGGAGUAGGGGGCCUACCCUACCACCUGCUUUGUGCCCAGGUGGAGCAAAUUCCGGAAGUCCAUUUCCCCAUCUGUGGUGGUUUUCAAUCUAAUUAAGCCAAUUAAGGUCUGACAGACGGGAGAGGACAGAAAGGGGACAUUCCCUGCCCUUUCAGAGCCUUCAGAGCGUUCUCGGCAGGCAGCCCAGGCCAGAAGUGCUGCUCAGACCUGCAGAAGCCAUAGGCCCGGGCACCUCGCUCUUGGCCAUUCUGGGACAGCCACUGCCCCUCCUCAGGCCCUGUCCCACUAGGGUAUACAUGGAGUGAGGGGGCAGAGGAGUGGCCACAAGAUCUACCAUCAAAGACCAGGGUCCCGGGUGUCCAGGUCUGUGGGGCGAAUCAGUCCUACCACCACGGGGCCAGAGUGAGGCCCUGGCAGCACCCCGGUGCCGGCUGCCCCAGAGCUUCGGCAGCUGCCCAAAGGUGGAUCUGUGCCCCCUGGCACAUAUCACUCAGGGGAGCGGGCAGCUGGUCUUCCCCAGGGCAGUCCUUCCCCUCCCCCGACAAGGGCCAGCUCCUCCAUGGAGGACCCCGAACUACAGGAUGGGACCCCAUGUUUUGCCUGGGCCCAGUCAGCCAGCCAGGGAGCACAAGAGUGUUCUCGCCCGGUCCUGGCCACAGCGCGCACAGAGUAGCCGCCCAGGAAACAUGUCAGAUGGCGCCCUGGGAGGCAGGGCGGCGGGCGGGAGGAGUGGGAGAGGACACAGUUGUGUGUCCGCCAUUUUGUUCCCGCAUCUCCUGGCAGCUGAAGCUGCCACAGGCAGAGUCUCUGGACAGUUAACACUUGGGUGAUGGAGCUUGCCUGCUAGCCACUUCUGGGUGCCUGAGGGGCCCACGGGGGGGGGCGGGCAAGUCUGCUGUGUGAUGAGCACUGCAGUGAGUGGCCAGGUCCGGCCUCCAAGGGGACCCUUCUGAGCCCGAGCCUCUGCAAAGGCCAGCCGUGGGCCCUGCAGGGCUGCGUUGCCAGGAGGCCUCAGUGCGGGUGUGAAGGUCAAGGCCCUGUGCGCUGAGGCACAGCUGGGAAGCUUAGCUCACGGCUUGCUCACUCACUCGCAGGCUGCUUUCACUCACUCCCUCUCUCCUUCCUGCGCAGGCUGCAGAGAAGCUGGGCCCAAGGUGGAGUUCCACGGGCCCUGUGAAGGUGUCUGUACUCAGCCGCUGCCCGGGCGCCCCCACUGCUGCUGGCACCCCGAGCCACCGCCUGUCCCUAGCUGAGGCAGCAACAGCAGGACAGCCCAUUGGGCAGGAUGGGUGAUAUGGCCAACAGUUCCAUCGAGUUCCACCCCAAGCCCCAGCAGCAGCAGCACGAUGCCCCCCAGGCCGGCGGCUUUGGGUGCACGCUGGCGGAGCUGCGCUCCCUCAUGGAGCUCAGAGGGGCCGAGGCUCUGCAGAAGGUUCAGGAAGCCUACGGGGAUGUCGGCGGCCUGUGCCGGAGGCUCAAGACCUCCCCCACUGAGGGCCUGGCCGACAACGCCAACGACUUGGAGAAGCGCAGGCAGAUCUACGGGCAGAACUUCAUCCCCCCUAAGCAGCCCAAGACCUUCCUGCAGCUGGUGUGGGAGGCCCUGCAAGAUGUGACCCUCAUCAUCCUGGAGGUGGCCGCCAUCGUGUCCCUAGGCCUGUCGUUCUAUGCACCUCCGGGGGAGGAGAGCGAAGCUUGUGGAAAUGUGUCGGCUGGGGCAGAGGACGAGGGUGAGGCGGAGGCGGGCUGGAUCGAGGGUGCAGCCAUCCUGCUGUCCGUCAUCUGUGUGGUGCUGGUCACAGCCUUCAAUGACUGGAGCAAGGAGAAGCAGUUCCGGGGGCUACAGAGUCGCAUCGAGCAGGAGCAGAAGUUCACGGUCAUCCGCAAUGGGCAGCUCCUGCAAGUCCCCGUGGCUGCCCUGGUGGUGGGGGACAUAGCCCAAGUCAAGUAUGGGGACCUGCUGCCCGCCGAUGGGGUGCUCAUCCAGGGCAACGACCUCAAGAUCGACGAGAGCUCCCUGACCGGCGAGUCCGACCACGUGCGCAAGUCGGCAGACAAGGACCCCAUGCUGCUCUCAGGCACUCAUGUCAUGGAAGGUUCUGGAAGAAUGGUGGUGACGGCUGUUGGCGUGAACUCCCAGACAGGCAUCAUCUUUACCUUGCUUGGAGCAGGUGGAGAGGAGGAAGAGAAGAAAGAUAAGAAAGGCAAGCAGGAUGGGGCGCUGGAGAGUAGCCAGACCAAAGCUAAGAAGCAGGAUGGGGCAGUGGCCAUGGAGAUGCAGCCCCUGAAGAGCGCAGAGGGCGGUGAGAUGGAGGAGCGGGAGAAGAAGAAAGCUAACGUGCCCAAGAAGGAGAAGUCGGUCCUGCAGGGGAAGCUCACCAAGCUGGCAGUGCAGAUUGGCAAAGCAGGGCUGGUGAUGUCAGCCAUCACUGUCAUCAUCCUGGUCCUCUACUUCAUCAUCGAGACCUUCGUCCUGGAUGACCGGGAGUGGCUGGCAGAGUGCACGCCGGUCUAUGUGCAGUACUUCGUCAAGUUCUUCAUCAUCGGUGUCACCGUGCUGGUUGUGGCUGUCCCUGAGGGCCUGCCUCUGGCGGUCACCAUCUCCCUAGCUUACUCUGUGAAGAAAAUGAUGAAGGACAACAACCUGGUCCGCCACCUUGACGCCUGCGAGACCAUGGGCAAUGCCACGGCCAUCUGCUCAGACAAAACAGGCACCCUCACCACCAACCGCAUGACGGUGGUCCAGUCCUACCUCGGGGACACGCACUACAAGGAGGUUCCGGCCCCCAGCGCCCUGACCCCCAAGAUCCUUGACCUCCUGGUGCACGCCAUCUCCAUCAACAGCGCCUAUACCACCAAGAUUCUACCUCCAGAGAAGGAAGGGGCACUGCCGCGACAGGUGGGCAACAAGACAGAGUGUGCGCUGCUGGCCUUCGUGCUGGACCUGAAGUGUGACUUCCAGCCGGUGAGGGAGCAGGUGUCCGAGGACAAGCUGUACAAGGUGUACACCUUCAACUCUGUGCGCAAGUCCAUGAGCACCGUCAUCCGCAUGCCCAAUGGCGGCUUCCGCCUCUUCAGCAAGGGCGCCUCGGAGAUCCUGCUGAAAAAGUGCACCAACAUCUUGAACAGCAGUGGCGAACUCCGUGGCUUCCGGCCCCGCGACCGAGACGACAUGGUGAAGAAGAUCAUUGAGCCCAUGGCUUGCGAUGGCCUCCGCACCAUCUGCAUUGCUUACCGCGACUUCUCAGCCGCCCAGGAGCCCGACUGGGACAAUGAAAACGAGGUGGUGGGUGACCUCACCUGCAUCGCCGUUGUGGGCAUCGAGGACCCUGUGCGGCCUGAGGUGCCUGAAGCCAUUCGCAAAUGCCAGCGUGCUGGCAUCACGGUCCGCAUGGUGACUGGGGACAACAUUAACACAGCCCGGGCCAUCGCGGCCAAGUGUGGCAUCAUCCAGCCUGGGGAGGACUUCCUGUGCCUGGAGGGGAAGGAGUUCAACCGGCGGAUCCGCAACGAGAAAGGCGAGAUAGAACAGGAGCGGCUGGACAAGGUGUGGCCUAAGCUCAGGGUCCUCGCCCGAUCCUCGCCCACCGACAAGCACACUCUUGUCAAAGGCAUCAUCGACAGCACCACAGGCGAGCAGCGGCAGGUGGUGGCCGUGACAGGGGAUGGCACCAACGACGGGCCAGCCCUCAAGAAGGCGGACGUGGGCUUCGCCAUGGGCAUCGCCGGCACCGAUGUAGCCAAGGAGGCCUCAGACAUCAUCCUGACGGAUGACAACUUCAGCAGCAUCGUGAAGGCCGUGAUGUGGGGCCGCAACGUGUACGACAGCAUCUCCAAGUUCCUGCAGUUCCAGCUCACUGUCAACGUGGUGGCCGUGAUUGUGGCCUUCACGGGUGCCUGCAUCACACAGGACUCGCCUCUCAAGGCCGUGCAGAUGCUGUGGGUGAACUUGAUCAUGGACACGUUCGCCUCGCUGGCUCUGGCGACCGAGCCGCCCACCGAGUCUCUGCUGCUGCGGAAGCCGUACGGCCGGGACAAACCACUCAUCUCGCGCACUAUGAUGAAGAACAUCCUGGGCCAUGCCGUGUACCAGCUCACCAUCAUCUUCACACUGCUCUUUGUCGGGGAGCUGUUUUUCGACAUCGACAGCGGCCGGAACGCGCCGCUGCACUCGCCGCCGUCAGAGCACUACACCAUCAUCUUCAACACCUUCGUGCUCAUGCAGCUCUUCAACGAGAUCAACGCCCGCAAGAUCCACGGCGAGCGCAACGUCUUCCACGGCGUCCUCAGCAACCCCAUCUUCUGCUCCAUCGUGCUGGGCACCUUCGCCAUCCAGAUUGUCAUCGUCCAGUUUGGCGGCAAGCCCUUCAGCUGCUCACCCCUGUCUGCCGAGCAGUGGCUCUGGUGCCUGUUUGUUGGUGUCGGGGAGCUGGUCUGGGGACAGGUCAUUGCCACCAUCCCCACCAGCCAGCUCAAGUGCCUGAAGGAAGCAGGCCAUGGGCCAGGGAAGGACGAGAUGACUGACGAGGAGCUGGCCGAGGGGGAGGAAGAGAUCGACCACGCCGAACGUGAGCUCCGCAGAGGCCAGAUCCUCUGGUUCCGGGGCCUCAACCGGAUCCAGACGCAGAUGGAGGUAGUGAGUACCUUCAAGAGAAGCGGUUCAUUUCAGGGUGCUGUGCGUCGGCGGUCUUCGGUCCUCAGCCAGCUCCAUGACGUAACCAAUCUUUCUACCCCUACUCACAUCCGGGUGGUGAAAGCAUUCCGUAGCUCGCUCUACGAAGGCCUGGAGAAACCGGAAUCCAAGACCUCCAUUCACAACUUCAUGGCAACGCCCGAGUUUCUGAUCAACGACUACACCCACAACAUCCCGCUCAUCGAUGACACGGACGUGGAGGAGAAUGAGGAGCGCCUGAGUGCCCCCCCACCCCCGCCUCCCAACCAGAACAACAAUGCCAUCGCCGUGGACAGCGGUGUCUACCUGAGCACGCGGGGCACCAGGUCGGCCACGUCACUGGCGCUGUCCUCCAGGCCCAGCAGCCCGCUGCACAGCGUGGAAACGUCCCUCUGAGUCGCCGCCAGCCAGCCCACUCCACACCGGCCUUUGGGAGGCGCGGCCGCUCCCAGCACUCCCUGUGGCCGCGUGCAAGGAGCCCCCAUUGCAGGCUUCUAACAGUGGGACACAAGGAAGGAGAGGCCGGGAGCGAGAAGGGCUGCGCCCCCUUUUCUACUGAAGUUUUUUAAAUUGAACAUGACUCUCCCACCAACAGCCGCCCCUUGGGCCAUGGUGGGCCAGAGACUGGUGCAGGCCUGCUAGGGCCUUGGCUGCGGCCCCUCCAGAGCAAGCAGACGAACAGACCCACGCAGAUGCAGCUGGGUGAGUGCUGCUUCUUCGCAGGGCGGGAAGGAUGCCUCCGCCCUGGAAUCCCCCCUCCCCCCUGCCCCUCACUCCCCCCCCCCCCCCGUACUGCACCGCCAAGCAUCCCUACCAUCUGUGUGUGU
Erinaceus europaeus (western European hedgehog) is the source of this 5796-nucleotide messenger RNA. RefSeq names its product ATPase plasma membrane Ca2+ transporting 3 (gene ATP2B3). The record is from RefSeq and is a predicted model, not a curated record. Gene Ontology annotation, biological process: calcium ion transmembrane transport; regulation of cytosolic calcium ion concentration. Gene Ontology annotation, cellular component: intracellular membrane-bounded organelle; membrane. Gene Ontology annotation, molecular function: ATP binding; ATP hydrolysis activity; P-type calcium transporter activity. The transcript is spliced from 22 exons. Lineage: Eukaryota; Metazoa; Chordata; Mammalia; Eulipotyphla; Erinaceidae. The coding region runs from base 1583 to 5365 and encodes 1260 amino acids.